AUGUUUUUGGGAAGCUCAAGUCAAACUAUCACGGUGCCCCCUUCACUGAAAAGUGACGCCGUUGGUGCUGAUGUUUUAAAAUACAUCUAUGGCCCUGGCCAAACCAAUCAAGAGCAAUGGGUCUCUAAUUUUACCAAUGUUGUCGACUCCUGGAUACCAUUUAUCCCCCUCAAUGAGCUUCAUACAAGAUUAUUGGAUGAAAAUAGUCAUCUCAGUGCAGAAGAUGUGCUUUUGCUUGCGUGCAUCAAGUUGAAUGCAGACGUUCUCCCCGAAAACCAACCGCUAAACAAGCAGUACCUCGCUGUGAAAUCAUCGUUCAUGACUAUAGAGAUCUACGACUGCUUCAAGCUUCGCUUCUACUUCUCUUUUAUGAGUUUGGACAUGGCAUUUUUCCCUCCGCGUAUACAACCCUGGGGUGCUGUGUCCGAUAUUUAG
Penicillium waksmanii is the source of this 435-nucleotide messenger RNA. RefSeq names its product transcription factor domain-containing protein. The record is from RefSeq and is a predicted model, not a curated record. Lineage: Eukaryota; Fungi; Ascomycota; Eurotiomycetes; Eurotiales; Aspergillaceae. Bases 1 to 435 code for a protein of 144 amino acids. The transcript has 2 exons.